Messenger RNA from Calypte anna (Anna's hummingbird), 1143 nucleotides. It is a transcript of the gene CABCOCO1, whose product is annotated as ciliary associated calcium binding coiled-coil 1. The coding region runs from base 1 to 939 and encodes 312 amino acids. NCBI's taxonomy places the organism in Eukaryota, Metazoa, Chordata, Aves, Apodiformes, Trochilidae. The record is from RefSeq and is a predicted model, not a curated record. The transcript has 9 exons.
AUGGCGGUGACCGGAUGGAAUAGGAAGACGUGGGCAUCAGCCGCGGUCAGCCCCGGGGAAGAGCUCCGUGCCCCACCACCCGCCCCGGCCGCGCCCCCGCUCCCCGGGCGACAGGGACGCGGAGCUGAGGGUAACAUGGCGGCGCCGGGCCAGGAAGAAGACCAAGAUCAGGAUGCCCUAGGUGAAAAGAAGGUUCUUAAUCGGAUGUUUCUUUCUCCUUCCCAAAUCGCUACUUUGUCAGAACAAAAUAUAGAAGAAGCUCAAAUAAAGCUGGGAGAGUUUCUCAAUUUUAAACAAAUGUCUUUGAAAGAAGCUAUUUUGCUAGAUUAUUAUACAGCAGGAUUUUGCUGGGCUAGAGAAAUGAACUUCAGUCUUGUACAGCUCUCAGGAUUCAUGGAUCUAUUAAAUUUCCUGUUGGAGAACAUCAGUGACAAACAUAUGACCUUAGGAGAAAAUUUAAAAGAACUUGGAAAAGCAAUGUCUGGAAUAGGAGACACUGAUUCAGAAGGAAGUGGUGACUUGACUUUCUUCAGCAUUGAGCAAGCCAAAGCAAUCAUCGAUUACUUGAAUGUCAGCUUAUUUAAGUACUAUAAGCAGUAUGAAUACCUCUUCCAGAGUGCGAGAGAAGAACAUGUGAUAAGUAAUGAGUAUGUGACUGAACUUGCCCAACCUGCAGUUCCCCCCUUCCCUGCUCUGCUGGAAGAAGGCACACCUUUGGAUACCUGUUUGUCAUUCGUAGUAACACCAACAGCUACAGAGACAGAAUCUAAGGGGUCUGAUCAAGAUCUCUGUCCACAGACUGAGUCCUUCAAUGCAAAUGCUUUGGCUGGUGUCAGUGAUGAAGAUCUGAAAUCUGCUGUGGAUGAAUUGCUAAAUGAAAUUUUUUACAACCUUGAGGCAGAGAUAAACGAAAAUCUGCAAAUGGAAGAAGAAGCUUAAACUUUGAGGAGAGAAAAAUUAAAAAGUCCUAAAUAGCCAGAUAAGGAUAUACUGAGGCUGGAUUUUGAGGAAAUUGGAGCGUCGGGGAUGGCGCACGCAGCAGGCUGGCUCCCUGCCUGGAUGUCAUUAUUUCUGUGUAAAGGAAAACGGUUCUGUUAACAUUUACCUAGAAAUAGUUCAUCCCAGUUCCUCAAAUUUACUGUG